UGCGCCGAAGGCUGAUAUUUCUGGUGACCUGCUUCCUGAUCAUCUUUUCCCUCGGUCAAAUAUAUCAUUUUUGUAUUUUGUAACUCUUUUUUUUUUAAAUCACAUUGAUUAAUUACACCAAACGUUCAGGGUGCACAUCAACUAAGCCUCGAGCCACAUUUGUCUACGGACCGAUCAAGGGUAUCCCCAAGUAUAAUCGAACGUAUUGAUUAUGCAUUUAAAAAUAAACGCUUAUCGACUGUUCAAGAAAAAAAAUAGAAUAUAUGUAUAUAUUGGUUGUGGAGCUAAUUUGUUAUAUUUACAGGAUAUGGAGAGACUCGCUGCUUAAUACCACCCAACAAGGAGAGUACGAUACGUGCAAAGAAAUGCGUUUAAAAAAUUAAACCGGGACAUUUUGUCCUUUCUCGACUAGGAUGCUACGUUACAAGAUUCUUGCGAGGGGAAAAAUACUUUGACUUUAAAGAUUCACCGCUCUCGGUGGAUAUUAAAAAUCAAAGUGCACGUAACGCCGUGAAUGACGCUCGAACGAACCCGACUGCAUUCGCCGGAUUGAUAUUUCCAACGCGUCGAGGGCAUCGCGAUUGACCCGAUAUCGAUUUCAAAUCGUUUUCCCUUUCAUCAAAUUCAAUUGUUUGUUUUUAUCAGGUCGUCCCAGUAGCUCAAAGGAGAUUGGAUUCCGAGGGAAAGAGAGGAAGAGCAAGGGAGAGGCUCGGCACGGGGGUUGUGGUAAUUGCGCGGUGGACCGUUGGAAAUUCUCCUCCACCAAAGCACCAGUACAUCGUCGCACCUUCUUCCUGAAGACUGGUCACUUCGACCACGCAAAUCCGUUCAGCCUCCAAUAAUAACCGGACGGCAGUUUCCCAAUAACACCCCGUAAUAAUCCGUUUAAUAAUUCGGAUUUGUUAGACCACGAGUUCGAGACAGUGGACAAUCGUCGAGUUCAUUCCCGGUCGUUGCAUAGAUAGAUUUGUCGUACGUCUCUUUGUUAGGAAAAUAUUAGUAGCAACGAAAGAAAGGUCUUCGGUUGCAGAAUGUCGACUCGGAACGGACAGUUCGUCGCGGAUAUAAAUUCCGGAAAAGACUUGUCGCCGGAUGAAGUCUCCACGGUGGAGGGAGUCAGAGCGAAGUCGACUUUGUCUCGAGGUGCGGAUCCUGCCAGUCUUUACGGCCGUCGUAUACAGCUACCGCAGAUGUUGGUAUUAAUUUUCAUUCCGAUUCUGGUGCUGAGCAUUCAGACGUGCGGCACGUUCUGCGACAUCCUCGCCUACAAGCAGGAGAUGACCGAUUUGGAAACUCAGAUAACGAGAGCGGCCCAGCUGGACAUGUUGAUCACCAGGAUACAGCUGGAACGAUUGGAAGUUGCGCUUUUGAUUUACAUCAACGGUAACUCUUUCAGGUCUAAUUUAACGCAGCGAUUCAGGGCCACCAACAAGGUUCUCGAGAACUUACCAACGUGGUCCAUGAUCACCGUAACCGAUUACAAGGAAGAAAAUCAGAUCUUAAAAGCGCCCGAUAAAAUUGUCCUGGAAGCACGACUCGACAAUUGCAGAGAGAAACUCGAGACCACGAGGAUCAACAUGCCCGACGUGACGGAAUGUUACAACGGGAUAAUCGCGGACAUGUUGAAUUACCUUACGAAGCAAAUCAAAGAGACGGAUAACACGGGAGUAUGGAGGUACUUGGUGGCACUGAAGAAAUUGCUGUGGAGUUUGGAGUACCUGGGAAUAGCAUCGGUGGAUGGUAUCAAUUAUUUUGCAAAUGGUGUCCUUGCGAGAGACCUGCACGUCCAUUAUGUUCGAUACGAUACCCUGAGUCGUGAUCUUCUGACCCUGUCCCUGACCGUCGUGCCAUCCCUGAAGCCGCUCUACGUUGAACUCACUCGUACGAUGCUCAACUACGGCAGACUGAAAAUGAGGAGAGACGAAAUCCUUCGCAACAAGAAUCGACAGCCAAGUGUGGACGAUACGGUGGCGUACUUUGAGACACUGGCAACAUACACUGACGAACUUCGCAAGCUUCAGCUGGAGUUACAUCAUAAUGUAAGAACGUACGUGAACGCGAUACUUAAAGAAGUGAGCAGUAAGGAAGGCACCAACAUUGCUAUAGUCGUCUUACUGCUUAUAGUAGCACCCGUUACCGUCAUUCUCGUCCGCAAUGCCGUCGAAACGAUUAAGAUGCACGCAGCCAACCUGGCCCAGAAGUCUCGAGAACUUAAACGAGAGAAGAAAAAAAGCGACACGUUGCUCUUUCAAAUGCUUCCACAGAGCGUAGCGCAACAGUUAAAACAAAUCCAGCAAGCCCCUGCCGAGUACUACGAAGCUGCCACCGUGUACUUCAGCGACAUCAUAGGUUUCGGAAGCAUUACUGCCGAAGUUUCGCCCUUCGAGGCAGUAACGCUUCUCAACUCGAUCUACAAGCUGUUCGAUUCACGAAUUGACUGUUACGAUGUCUACAAGGUGGAAACCGUCGGGUGCUCGUACAUGGUUGCAUCUGGUGCUCCAAUCAGGAACGGGGACAAGCACGCCUCGGAAAUUGCCACGUUGGCUCUGGACUUGCUAUCGGCGUCGUCGUUCUUCCAAAUACCGAAAAGGCCUGGCGUGCACAUUCAACUGCGCAGUGGGGUACACACUGGUCCAGUGGUAGCUGGAAUAGUUGGAACGAAAAUUCCAAGGUACUGUCUCCUGGGGGACACCGUGAGCACCGCUAGUUUCAUGGAGACCACCGGCGAAGCCUUAAGGAUCCACAUCAGCCAGGACACGAAGAAGAUCCUGGACUCCGUGGGAGGGUUCAACACGGAGCGGCGAGGCCUGGUGGACGUAAUGGGUAAGGGGUUCCUGGAGACCCACUGGCUGAUCAGCAAGGAAGGAGGAAUCAUCGGCAUGAACGACCUAGACAUGCCGACUUCCUUCGAGGACGUUCGACCGGUUUUCAUGCGUCGCCUUCGCGAGGAGGGCACGCUCUGAUGCGAGCC
Molecule: messenger RNA, 2971 nt
Organism: Orussus abietinus
Lineage: Eukaryota; Metazoa; Arthropoda; Insecta; Hymenoptera; Orussidae
Exons: 13
Coding region: 1032-2963 (643 amino acids)
Biological process (GO): cGMP biosynthetic process; receptor guanylyl cyclase signaling pathway; intracellular signal transduction
Molecular function (GO): guanylate cyclase activity; peptide receptor activity
Source: RefSeq, a predicted model, not a curated record